Aspergillus aculeatinus CBS 121060 is the source of this 366-nucleotide messenger RNA. RefSeq lists its product as uncharacterized. NCBI's taxonomy places the organism in Eukaryota, Fungi, Ascomycota, Eurotiomycetes, Eurotiales, Aspergillaceae. The transcript is spliced from 2 exons. The record is from RefSeq and is a predicted model, not a curated record. Bases 1 to 366 code for a protein of 121 amino acids.
AUGUCUGCCCCGCGUCGCCGUUCGCGUACUCGCAAUCAGCGUACUCGCAUCCAAUUGGAUAAGCUGUUGCAGCGGCUGUUGCAGGAACAGAUAAGAGUCCCUCGGGACGAACAUCUCCUCCUCAAACAGUAUACUGAGAUCACGCACAUCACGCAGUACGAUUUCGAGCCGCUAUAUACGGGCGGUGACACAGUUCUCUCCCACACUGCCAUAAUGGGGCACCAACCCAAGGAUGGCCAGGAAAACAGGGUUCUGUAUGGAUCACUGAUUGCCUUGAUCUCUCCCAUGCGCAGUCAGACAUUCCAGCUCAAGGUGGACACCGCAGGGGAACAGAAAGCCCUAGAGGAUCUCGAAGACGAGGAUUGA